This is a messenger RNA of Tuber melanosporum (Perigord truffle), 641 nucleotides long. RefSeq lists its product as uncharacterized. The record is from RefSeq and is a predicted model, not a curated record. Gene Ontology annotation, biological process: mitochondrial electron transport, NADH to ubiquinone. The coding region runs from base 1 to 483 and encodes 160 amino acids. The transcript is spliced from 5 exons. Lineage: Eukaryota; Fungi; Ascomycota; Pezizomycetes; Pezizales; Tuberaceae.
AUGGACUUUGACUUGCUCCGUGACGUCCCGCAGAGAAAUCGACCGGCACCAUACCCGUUUUUCCUCUGGGGGGGGGUCGUUCCUCCUAGAUUACUAAGCGCGGACUUGGGUGGGAACAGACAUCCCCAACCUCAUCAUCACCAGCAUCAGCAAAUUCUCGACAAAACCAUCGGAACGAAAUUAAUCAUGGCUACCACAUCCAUAGUCAAGAGCCUUUACCGCCGCAGUCUCAAGUUGUCCCUGGACUGGUGCAUUCGAAGGGACGUUUGGAGACCCCAAGCACUCAACAUCCGGGAGUUGUUUGAAGCAAACCGGGACGUCAGGGAGCCCCGACAAUUGAGGGUCAUUCUGCAGGAAGCGGAGGAAGCAUUGGAGAGAUGGAAGCACCCGGAUCCGUACACGGCCCCGACUGCGCCUGGAGGCUCUAAAUACGAACGAAACCUUCCGUGUCCUAUACUCGAUCCUCCGGCUCCUCUACAUUGAGCAAACACGGGAUAUUCGUAGAACCAGGGUGGGUGCAGCUGUGUGUAUAUGCAAUAUACCAACAGUUUCUGAUUGACAGAUACAAUCCAAGCGAGGGGUCCAAGUCUAUCUGCUGUCACCAUUAUAGCAUUAUUACCCUCAAUAUAAAAAGUAAGGCU